AUACCACAUAAGAACAUAACCCCUCAGGCACAUUUUAGCUAAUCUAAGCUAGCUAUGGACUGGUUCUCAUGGCUGUCAAAAACCGGCCUUGAACCCUCCCUCAUCUACGAAUACGGCCUCGACUUUUCGCACAACCAGCUGCAGCUCGACGACGUGAGAUACUUAGACCACGAGUUUCUUCAGAGCAUGGGAAUAUCUGUGGCCAAGCACAGGCUAGAAAUACUCAAGCUUGCCAAGAAAGAAACCGGAUUUGGACACCCGAAAUCGCUUUCUCGGCUUAGUUGGGCGCUCAUUCGGACCAAGAAGUGCUUCUCCAAGUACUUUAACAAGUUCGUUUUUCAUGAGGACGGCAAGGGUGCAACUCAGACCGAGCCAACUCGGUAUCAAGAGCAUUGGAGAGGAGCUUUGUUGAGGAAGCACAAGAGUUAUUCUGAGGAGGUCAAGGAUGAGAACCCUAUGUUGGUCAAAACUAGGAGCAUUGCGCUUUCUGGACCGUUGGAUGGGAGGGUCCAGGAGAGAUUGAUGGCUCAUAAUAAUCGGAGCUUGAAGCUAUCGGGACCGUUGGAUAGGAAGGUUCAUGAGACGUUGAUGUACACAAAUAGGAGCCCAAGGCUGACCAGUUCUUUGGUUGCAAGUCCGAGUCCCAAGUUAUCUGGACCGUUGGAUGGAAGAACGUACGAGAUGAUCAUGGCUACAAAUAAAAGUCCAAGACUUUCUGGGCCGUUGGAUGGGAGAGUUGUGAGCCCAAAGUUUUGCUUUCCUUACAAGAAGGAAAGGGAGGAUGUUGAUUAUGAUGAUCAUUCACUUCGGACUGCACUGUUUCAGGAUCUGAAGCCAACUUGAAGUUUGUGGUUUGGUUUGGUUGGUUUGUCCUAACAGGAGAGUAUAUGCCUUAGAACGGAAGAUAUAUCUAUUUGCUUCGAUUACAUUAUGAGUAUUUUAGACAUUAACAGAUGUGCCUCAAUGACACGAAAAGAUAAAUAAGUUCAUGUUUGUGGUGUGUUCUUACAAGUUCGAUGGUUUUUCUCAAUGUUUUACUUCCUUAUACAUCCUCUUGUGCUUUUAGAUGGGAAUAUAUGGAAAUCCCUAAAUACAUUUACUGGUUGAUUGGAUUUGCCCA
Messenger RNA from Malus domestica (apple), 1120 nucleotides. RefSeq lists its product as uncharacterized. NCBI's taxonomy places the organism in Eukaryota, Viridiplantae, Streptophyta, Magnoliopsida, Rosales, Rosaceae. The record is from RefSeq and is a predicted model, not a curated record.